AGAUAGUUUUUAAGAUUGAUAUAUAAAUCCAUAGUUUAAAAUGGCAGGACUGAGCAGUGAACAACUUGAUGAAUUUAGAGAGAAUGGUAUCCUGGUUGUAAAGAAUUUCUUGAGUUUGGGUGAGGUUGAUUCCUUAAGAGCUGCUUGCUCUCAGCUUGUCCAGGAUAUGGAUCCUGCUCAGCAUAGAGGAAUAUUCUCUACUACAGAUCACCAGCAAGCUACAGAUACAUACUUUCUUAACUCAGGAGACAAGAUUAGAUAUUUUUUCGAGGCAGAAGCGUUCGAUGUUGAUGGUAACCUUGUCCUGGAGAAAUCUAGUGCUCUCAACAAGAUGGGACAUUCUCUUCAUACUCUUGAUGAAAACUUUAGAAAAGUCAGUUUCUCAGAUAAAGUCCAAGCUGUUGCACGGAGCCUAGGCAUGAAGGAGCCAGCGAUUGUUCAAGGAAUGUAUAUAUUCAAACAACCUGGUGUAGGUGGAGAGGUGACUCCUCAUCAGGAUGGAACAUUUCUGUUUAAUGAUCCAUUAUCCUUGUAUGGAUUCUGGUUCCCAGUAGAUGAUGCUACCCUAGAGAAUGGAUGCCUUUGGUAUGUACCUGGCUCCCACUCUACUCCCAUCAAUAGAAGAUUUAUCCGAACUAACCAGGAGGAUAAGUUGCUAGGGUUUCGUGGAACUGAUCCUGUAUAUCCUGAUGAUGCUUGGGUUGCUGCUCCUGUAAACCGAGGGGAUCUGGUUCUAAUCCAUGGCCAAGUAUUCCAUAAAUCUGAGAAAAACAUUUCUGAGAAACCCCGACAUGCCUACACUUUUCAUGUUAUAGAAAUGCAGGGAUCAGACUACAGCAAGGAGAAUUGGUUGCAAGCACCAGAGGGCCAGAAACUUCCCAGACUAUUCAUGGAAUAAAAUUAUAAUUUGUUUGAUAAAUAUUUGUGAGUUUUAUAAGUUUAGCUUAAAGCUUGAAUUCAUUUCAAAAUCAAUAAAGUUCUUAUCUUGA
Molecule: messenger RNA, 989 nt
Organism: Eurytemora carolleeae
Lineage: Eukaryota; Metazoa; Arthropoda; Copepoda; Calanoida; Temoridae
Product: phytanoyl-CoA dioxygenase domain-containing protein 1 homolog
Exons: 12
Coding region: 41-898 (285 amino acids)
Source: RefSeq, a predicted model, not a curated record